Molecule: messenger RNA, 2967 nt
Organism: Plasmodium reichenowi
Lineage: Eukaryota; Apicomplexa; Aconoidasida; Haemosporida; Plasmodiidae
Exons: 1
Coding region: 1-2967 (988 amino acids)
Source: RefSeq, a predicted model, not a curated record
AUGAAGGGUAAUAAUUGUAUUGAACAAAAUGAAUAUACAGAUAUUGUAAAUAUGCAAAAAGGAAAGAGGAAAAGAAAUGAUGAAGAAGCUAGUGUGGUUUUAUUAAAUAAUGUGGAAGAAUUAUAUAACGACAGUAAUAUGUAUAAUAGUAAUGUAGAUUUGGAUAAUAAUAUAGAUUCAAAUAAUAGUCUAUACAAUUAUAAUAAUACAGAAGGUAGUAAAAAUAAUUGUACAAAUGAUAAUUAUGAAAAUUAUAGUAAAACUAAUGAUGUAGAAAAUUUGGAAAAUAAAGAUAAUAGAAGAGGGGAAUACUCAAACGGGAAAACAAAUAAUAUUAAUAAUAAUGAUAAUAAUAAUAAUAAUAAUAAUAAUAAUAAUAUUGUUGAGGAAAAUAAAAAAUGUUAUGAUGUUUGUACCAUGUCACUUGACGAAAGUGAUCAUGAAAUUGUUAUGGAUAAUGGUAAUGAAAGAAAAAGAGUAAAAUCAUUUAAUGUAAUAAAUGAAAAAACGAAUGCCGAAAUAUUUAGUGAUGAAGAAUCUACGGAAUCUGUUUCAAAUGAUUAUGGAAAAUAUAAACAUAUGAACCCUGAAGAAUUAAUAUCAUUAUACGAAAAUGAACAUGAUUUGAAAAAUAUGAAGGAGGAAAAUAUUCAAUGUGAUGAAUAUUUAGAUAAAAAUUAUAAGGGACAAAUAAUUAUUGAUGGAAAAAAUGAAGUAGAUGAAUUUCUACUAGUUUCAAGAAUAGCACAUGUAGAUUUAUCUAAUCAAAAGGAAGAAAAUGUAUCAGAAAUAAAAAACAUGAAUGAAUUAAAAGUUUCAUAUGAUUAUUGUAUGUCCGAUUCUGAUGAUUCGGGUGAUGAAAAAGAAACAGAUUGUCAAGAAAAUAUAUUAUGUGAUGAUAGACCUACAGAUUCAAAUUCCAUUACCAUGUUAAAUGUAAAAUCGAAUAAAUUUAAAGAUAAUUUGGUAGUAGAUGAGAAGUUUAAAAAAAUGGAUUUUGAUUUAAACAAAAUAGAAAUGGAAGAACAAGAUUAUAAUGAAGAUAAUGGAAAUUUGAAUGACGCUUAUGAGGAUAGGCGAUCACAUGAUGAUGUAGAAGAAGAUAAAAUUAGUGAGUUGAUAAUAGAUGAAUUAAAUGAGGACAUAAUUUAUGAAGGGACGGAUGAUGAGGAAAAGGAUACAAAACAGAUACUUAACAAUAUCGAUAAUACAUUGGUUGUUUGUAUUAAUGAUGUAAUAAAUAAUAAUAAUAAUAAUAAUAAUGAUAAUACAAAUAAUAUAGAGAAUUCAAAAGAAGAAGAAAAUAUUGUAUUAGAAAAAAUAGAACGAUCCAUUCCAUAUGAUGUGAAAUUUUUAGAAAAUAAAAAUAUGUGCAAUAAAAAAAUAAAUCGAAUAAGAUUAAUGGGGGUACCAGAAAGUGUAAAUGAAAAUAUGGAUAUUAAAAAAAUAGGAAAAUUAAUUCAAUUCGACAAUGAUAUUUUAACAAUUCAGUCUGAUCCUUGUGAACAUUAUUUAAGUGUUGCAUCUGUUUUAUGUUUAGAAAACCGUAAAAUUAUUGGUUGUAUAAUUAAUGUAAAUUCGAAUGAAACUGAAGUUUUUUAUUAUGCCAAAUUAAUGUUUCCAUAUCUGAAAGAUGAGAUAAAAGAAAAUAUUGAUAUUUAUGUGGAUGUAAAACAUUCUUUAUAUAUGAAUGAAGGUACAACCGGUAUAUGCUCAGAAUUAUUUGAUGCUUUUAAAAAUGCAUCCAUUCCAUAUGUCUUUAUUAAUUAUAAUGAUUUGUAUAACAUUGCAGAUUCGCAAAUGCAUGACAAAAGCACCAACAAUAAUAAUAACAAUAUUGAUAAUAAUAAUAAUAUUGAUAAUAAUAAUAAUAAUAAUAUUGAUAAUAAUAAUAAUAAUAAUAAUAUUGAUAAUAAUAAUAAUAAUAUUAAUAAUAGUAAAAAUAAUAAUAAUAAUAAUAAUAAUCAUAAAACUUUGAAUAAAAUAAUUAAUAUAUCACAACCAACUUGUGUUGGUACUUAUAAAACGUUCAAAGAUUUUUAUACCCAUAAAGUGUUAAAAAAGAAUAGCGUAAAUAACAGUUAUAAAAAUAUUUCAAAGACAUUUGUUAAAACACAUAAUCCAUAUAAAUAUAAAACUCAAAGAUCAUCUGUAGAUAAUAAUAUAAUGUAUAAAAGUGUAAAUCAUAAAUAUAAGAACUUAACAUAUGUCAAUAUAAGAAAUAAUCAACCAAAUAAUGUAAAUAAAAAUGUGAGUACAAAUAAUAUCGUAACUCCUAAUACAUUAUCGAAUGGAAAUAAUUCCAAUGGAACAAUGAAUAUAAGAAAUGUAAAUUCAAAAAGUACAUUUCAAGUUGGUUCCAGUAAUAAGGUGAAUAGUAAUCGAAGUUUAAUAAACAAAAAUAUUUAUAAUGUUCCUUUACAUAUGAAUAAUUUUUAUGUACCACAUAAUUGUAAUGAACCUAAUAUAAACACAAAGUAUUAUAAAAAUUUCAAUAAUAAUAAAUAUACACAUAAUUUUAUCAAUAAACGACAAAAUUUGAAUAAUAUAGCAAAGAAUAUGACAAAUCCUCCAACUUAUGGACAUAAUACAUACAGGAGAUAUAAUUCGUUAAGUAGAACAUAUCAUCAAAAUAAUACAAACUAUGAUAUUAAUAUAAAUACCUUCCAAAAUGCAACAACAAUUAACAAUCCUAAUGCUCCCCCAUGUGUAGGAAAUAUGAAUAAUUUGAACAAUAUUAAUAAUAUGAAUAAUGUAAAUAAUGUAAAUAAUGUAAAUAAUAUAAAUAAUAAUUAUACUUUUCUUAAAACACAAUCGCGUAAUAAUUUAAGUAUAGAUAACUCCAGAAGAAUGAGCUUUAAUCGAAAUAGUUAUAUAUCAAAUGUUCCAACAAAUAAUUAUAAUAAGAAUUUUUAUAAUCAAAUAAAUAUGAGUACAACAAAUAAUAUAAAUAAAACCCUAAAAUAA